This is a messenger RNA of Schistosoma spindalis, 2109 nucleotides long. The record is from the annotation of a GenBank genome assembly. NCBI's taxonomy places the organism in Eukaryota, Metazoa, Platyhelminthes, Trematoda, Strigeidida, Schistosomatidae.
AUGGAUGAUUUUAUCCUAAAUAUUUUGGAUACGAGUGAUCGUAAGGAAAAACAAUGCAAGAAUUCAUCAAGUCGUAAAAAAUGUAACUCGAUCACCUCAUCUUAUGGUUCUCCACAUACUGCAGCUAAGGAUAAACUUGUUAUUCAAGAGAAAAAAAAGGAGAAAAAUUCAUUGCAGUUUAGUAUACACAACAAAAUGACUGAGGCUCCCAUGCUACAAACAAUGAUGAGCCAGCCUGUGAAACCCAAAAUUGAACCGGUUUUUUCUUCGAAGCACUGGAAAGAUAUGUGUGAGUCGUUGGAUAUCUUCCCACAUUUGAUUACUUGCCUGACUAACCGUUUCAAAAUGGAUCAUCUAACCGCUAUUCAGGAAGCCGCACUUCCUCCUUUAGUUGAUGGAAGAGAUGUUUUAUUACGUGCCCAAACAGGAUCUGGAAAAACUCUAGCAUAUGCAGUCCCACUGUUCGAUCGGUUAAUUAACCUUGACCCUCCCAUUGAACGUAAAGAUGGACCUUUAGGGAUAAUAAUUCUUCCUUCAAGAGAAUUAGCAACACAAACAUUUGAUGUUUUCAAAAUUCUGUCGCAAGCUUGUGUACGUAUUGUUCCAGGAUUGUUGGUUGGAGGGAUGAAACGGAAAUCACAGAAAGCGAGUCUAAGAAAGGGUAUUAAUAUUCUAAUUGGUACACCAAAGCGCAUUCUUGAUCAUAUGGGACAUACGUCCACACUUGAUCUUCGGAGAAUACAAUGGCUAGUAAUAGAUGAAGCUGAUCGUUUGUUAGAAAUGGGAUUCGAACGAGAUGUUAGACAGAUUGUUGAAGGAUUAAUGCAGCAGUUCAAUUGUUUUUCAACGGAAAAUAAAUCCAUAUCAAAAAUUCAAACCGUUCUUUUAUCUGCAACAUUAUCUCCGGGAGUGGAAGCUCUUGCUGGUAUGACUUUGAAGAAUCCUGUGCGUUGCGUGGCUGCAGAAAGUGAAGCAAAAACUCCGAAUACCCAACUUUCUAUAACGAAAGCCUCUAAAGUAGAGUUAAAUACACAAGUAAAUAAUGUUGCUGAAUUUGCUCUUCCUACAGGGUUAAAACAUUUUGCACUAAUUGUUCCUUGGAAACUGAGGCUUGUCUCAUUGGCAGCUUUCUUAUUACUAAAAUGCAAAUAUCAUGAAAAUGGAGGGAAGCUGAUCGUUUUUAUGGCAACUCAGGAUUGUGUGGAUUUUCAUUAUCACCUAUUCAAAUCAGUAUUAUGCGAUGAAUCUGAGGAGCUUAUUUCUAAUAUACCUGUCAUGAAUCUGUCGAUUUACCGGCUUCAUGGAAGCAUGGAACAUAAAGAACGUGAAUCAGCUUUCAGUAGCUUUUCAUCUAGUCCAGCUGGUGUUCUAAUCACUACAGAUGUUGCAAGUCGAGGUUUGGAUUUAGCAUCAGUUGCUUGGGUUGUACAAUACCAUGUAACGGGAGGUCCUAUUGACUAUGUACAUCGUGUUGGACGCACUGCACGUGCUGGGGGUCAUGGUAAAGCAUUACUUUUCCUAGAACCUGAAGAAACUGAAUUUAUGAAUCUCUUAAAAUCGAAAGUUGGAAUUGAAAUGAAAGAAAUAAGUUUGCCUGAUCUACUUCAGACCGUUCUUUUUCAUUUACAGAAUACUAAACAUCCUGGGAAGCAAAGGCCAGAUGAUUGUACAACAGUUGAAGAGGGAACUAGUCAACUAUUUCAUUUGUUUCUUCAUGCCGUAGACAAUGAUGACACUUUGACAUCACUUUCAGAAUUGGCCUAUAUAUCAUUUCUACGUUCUUAUGCAAGUUUUUCGGGUGACUUACGGCCUAUAUUCACCUUCAAACGUCUUCACCUAGGGCAUGUUGCUAGAGCAUUCUGUCUGCAAAAGAAACCAUCUGAUGUUGCUUCUCGUGUAAGAGGUCGUUUUGUUAAGGCUGAUAAGCAGAAGAAUUCUAUAGGAAAGAAACGAGGGUUUGAUAACUCGAAUGGAGAUGACAUAGUACCCCGAAAACCAAAGUAUUCAUCUGCUUUAUCAUUCGAUAAACCCCAGAAGAAGCAAACUGUGAACCGCACAAAACCGUCUGAUUUGGCCAAACGUAAUAUGCUUGCAGAAUAUGGUUUAUAA